Molecule: messenger RNA, 2724 nt
Organism: Closterium sp. NIES-65
Lineage: Eukaryota; Viridiplantae; Streptophyta; Zygnematophyceae; Desmidiales; Closteriaceae
Source: the annotation of a GenBank genome assembly
AUGGUUCAUUACUUGGACGUGAGAGGUGGCUGGGAUCUGAAGGCAUGCGAGUGCUGCUUCGACCGGGCAGUGAGCAGCCGCGCACAGUGCGCUCUCGACAUGGCCGACCUUAGCAGCUUUCGCCGUGAAAUGAAGAACUCGCUUUCUGAUUACGUCCCUACUCAUCCACAUCCCCGUGCAUCCUGGUCCGAGCUCGAGUGGGAGAUGAGGUAUCCAGUGCGGGAGUCUGAACGCUUGCAGGGGAUGGCAGCGGUGGAGGAGCUGAAGAGGAAGGCAGCAUUCGCGCCUUUACAAUGUGCAGAAGCAAUGAUUCUCGAGUGGAUGGCUGAGCCUCGUGUGGGCGUGCUCAUGGACCUGGGGAGGUUGAGAUCCUACCUCCCUGCCAUUCUUCUGACUCGCGAUUGUGAUGCACCUGCCCCUGCUCCUGCUGCUUCCAGUCCUCCUUCUCUUUCUCUAGCUGAACCUGCAGAUGCUUCUGCAAUGUGGUCCUGCUGCUGGCGCUGCAGCAGAUGUUGGGCCAGAUACCGCCGUGCCGUCAGCUUUGCUGCCUUCCUCGUGCUUGUAGCAAGCUCCCUAUGCAUUGUGACUCUAUGGAAGGCUCAGAAGGAGCUCUCUGGCGGGCUGGAGAAGGCGCAUGCGAAGAGGAAGGAGGGAGCUGAAGGAAAUACUUUUCAGAAGACGCAAAAUAGGGAAAUUGAGAAGAGGGGAGCAGGUGAUGGCGGAAAGGGUACUGCAGGGGAGAAGAAAGGUGGCAGGGAUGGGAAGGAUGGGGAUUGGAAGAAGCAUUUGAAGGGGCGUGUGUGGGACAGGUAUGUGGAUGGCAUGGCUUGGAUUUUGGAGCGUGGAGGAGCGGAAUGGAGGCAGUUUGGGUGCAUCCACUGCCAGAUGGGCGGCGGCAGCGGUGGUGGCAGUGGUGGUGGCAGCGGCAGUAUUGAUGGGCUUGGCUGCCGGGGCAACAAGGAAGGCAGGAAUAUUCCCAAGGGCAUGUAUGUGAGUGGCGUGGGUGCCACUGACUUCGCCUUUACAGUCGCGACGCUGUUAUCUAAGGCCGAGAGUUGCCCAGAGGCGCAAGUCUUCAUCCUAGAUGGAAACAACGUGAGCAAGACACGCGUGGAGGAUGCAGCUAUUGAAGAGGCGAGAGUGAGGCUGGAAAGAGAGAGGCAGAGGAGGGAUAGGCAGAGAAGGGAUAGGCAGAGAAGGGAGACGAGUGAGACUGGAAGGGGAUGUGGAGCCACAGGAGCAGGCGGAGGGGUGGCAGCAGGACAUGCACCUACAGAUGCAGCUGCAGCUGCAGAAGCACCACCACUGCUAGCUGCCUCUUCUCCUGGCGCUGCUCCCUCAGCCGGAGCCCCAACUUCUGCUGCCUCCAGUGCAGUUUCCACUGCUGUGCGUGUGCCUGUCAAUUCCAACCCUUUUCUUGCAGCCUUCACGUAUCGGGUCCGUUGCAUCUUGCAGUGGGUGCGCAUCUACGGCUCGGAUUCCAUGUCAGCAAAGCAAUGCUUCAAGAACACGCCACAAGAGCACAACCUGCCAAUUCGCCACCCCUUUCACGACCUUCUGAGCCUGCUGGUCAGGUUCGGUGCCAUCCCCAAGCCUCUGGUUGGAGCCGAACAUUUCUGUGAGUGGGACGAAUGGCCCCAGGGUAGUGAAGAUGCCAUGAAGUUUCCUGAUGACCCGAAUGCAAGAUUCUUUGGACUGAGAAUCAUGGAGGAGAGUGAGGAGAGAGAGGAGAGUGAAGCGAGUGCCGAGAGUGAGGCAAGAGAGGAUGGAGAGGAGCAAGGCGGGAUGCUGACUUCUAGGAAAGAGCUUCCCAUUGCUCGCUACAGGGCGGAUAUAGACUUCAUUGUAGACGUCGCCAGCAGGUUGUUUCCUCUGCCAGCGUGUGCCGAAUGCGCAUCGUGCUUUUCCCGGUACAAAUCCGUCAUUCCCUUUGCUGCUGUCCUUGCCAACUUCGCGUACCUCCCCGCCUCUGUUCUCUUCAACCGCUUCGUCUAUGUCUUUCCACCGCCCUCCUUGGAGAUCACUCAGCUAGCAGACGCGCUGUGCUUGUGCGACCGCGCCUGCUCAUACCUGCCUAUCCGUUUACACCUGCGUGAGGUUCGUGAUCUUGCGGAAAAGCUGCCCAUGCUCCUGCUGCUCGUGAUCGCUCUGAAAUGGGCCAGGGAGAUUGCCAUGGUGCACGGGCGACUGGAAGCUGAGGGGAGGGUGGGUGAGCAGAAAAGUUCAAAAGGACGCAGGGCAGGGAGUGGAAGAAACGGAGUGGGGAAAGAGGAAGAGGGAGAGGAGGAGAAUGAGGAGGAUGUUUGGAAGGCAUGGGAGGAGGUGCGGUCGUGGUGCGCCACAGCGGUGAUGGCGUGGCCUGCGAGUGUGAGGGACGGACGCAAGUGGUACGACCCUGCGUCAAUCUCUGCAGGGCUCAGCUUGGACUGCAAGGGCAGCACGGAACCGCAGAGGGAGGAGGUCACCGGUCAGAUGAUGAUUGACAUGUUCCGGGCGGCAACACAGACAAGGUUAUGUGCUGACCUGGAUGGCCAGGAUGGGGUAGGGGGCGGUGGUGUAAAGCUGAGGAAUUGCGGUGGUUGUGGCAAGGUGACGUAUUGCAGCAGAGAGUGCCAAAAGACGCACUGGCCCUCCCACAAGCUCACAUGCCCAUGCAAGACCAGCGGAAAGAAGAGUGGGACCAACAGUGGCAAGGUGAGAGAGCAAGGACAGCAGCGGGCAUAG